Messenger RNA from Cyphellophora europaea CBS 101466, 1665 nucleotides. RefSeq lists its product as uncharacterized. The transcript has a single exon. Gene Ontology annotation, molecular function: protein binding. NCBI's taxonomy places the organism in Eukaryota, Fungi, Ascomycota, Eurotiomycetes, Chaetothyriales, Cyphellophoraceae. The record is from RefSeq and is a predicted model, not a curated record. The coding region runs from base 1 to 1665 and encodes 554 amino acids. Gene Ontology annotation, cellular component: nucleolus; small-subunit processome; 90S preribosome. Gene Ontology annotation, biological process: maturation of SSU-rRNA from tricistronic rRNA transcript (SSU-rRNA, 5.8S rRNA, LSU-rRNA).
AUGGAGCGACUUGUUGAGAAUGGCGACGGUCAGCUCACCAUUAAGAAUCUACAACGGCCGCAAAAAAGAGGCCCGACGGCGAUCCUGUCAGCGGAGGACAAGGAGAACCAGAAGCGAGUUGCUGAGGCUCGAAAGAAAUAUGGACGUGGUAUGCCCGUUCGUGUGAAUCAAGUGAAAGACAAAAAGCUGCGAGCAAAUCUCAAGAGAAUCGAAUCCAAGUAUAAGGACGCCGUGCUCAGUGCCAAAGAUGCGGAGAUUCUGUACGAGAAUGAGGAGGGUUUCUUGCAGCCGGAGUCAGAACUCGAGAAGACAUACAAGAUUCAGCAGAGCGACAUUGUCGGUGCAGUUGGUGUACAGCAGGCGAAGAAAUCGGUGGACUUCAAAUUGGACAUGGGUCCGUACACAGCGGACUACACUCGGAACGGACGCAGCCUGCUCCUCGCCGGUCGUAAAGGUCAUGUCGCUACUUGCGAGUGGCGAGACGGUCGGCCUGGGUGCGAAUUGAACCUCAACGAAACCAUCAGAGACGCGAAGUGGUUGCACAACGACCAAUAUUUUGCGGUGGCCCAGAAAAAGUAUACUUACAUUUACGACCACGCAGGAGUCGAGAUACACUGCCUGAAGAAGUAUGUCGAGACAAGCCAUCUCGAGUUUCUGCCUUACCACUUUCUACUCGCUGGUAUCGAGAACAGCGGGUUCUUGCGAUACACCGACACUUCGACGGGACAGAUCGUGGCUGAACAUCCAACACGAAAAGGUGCACCCACCGCCAUGGCCCAGAAUCCAUGGAACGCAAUUAUACACGUCGGACACCAGAAUGGCACCGUGUCACUCUGGUCACCAAACUCUACAACACCGCUGGUCAAAAUGCAGACCAAUUUUGGACCCGUUCGCUCCAUUGGUAUUGAUCGAUCGGGUCACUACAUGCUCGCCGGAGGCCAGGACCUGCGUUUGAAGUUGUGGGACAUUCGAGCAUUGAAAGAAGUGCAUUCGUACAGCACGAGGCAGCCUGCGAGCAGCAUAUCGAUUUCGGAUCGUGGGCUCGCUGCCGUGGGUGCUGGAACCGGGGUUACCAUUUGGAAAGACCUGUUCACCCACUCCUCCGGUGAUGUUUCGAAAGUGCAAUCUCCGUACCUGAGUUGGGGUGAGCAGGGUGUGCCCAUCUCGCGCGUCGAAUUUUGUCCGUUUGAUGAUAUACUUGGCGUCUCUCAUUCCCGAGGAUUCUCGUCAAUCAUUGUGCCGGGCGCUGGUGAGGCCAACUACGACGCACUUGAAGCCAAUCCGUACGAGACCAAGAAGCAACGACAGGAAGGCGAGGUCAAGUCUUUGCUCAACAAGCUUCAGCCAGAGACGAUUGCCUUGGACCCAAACUUUAUUGGUUCGCUGGACCUCCGCUCUCAUGAGCAGAGAAUGCGGGAGAAAGACCUAGACUCGCCAGUGGUUGACCCGCUGGCGAAAUUGAAAGAGCGCAACCGGGGCCGGGGCAAGAACAGUGCGCUGAGGCGACAUCUGCGGAAGAAGGGAGGGAAGAACAUCAUUGACGAGAAACGAGUCAGAAUGGAGGAAAUGAAGAAGGAGAAGGUGGAAAGAGGGAAGGCCAAGACGCGAGAAGAACAGGUCGAACUCGGCCCUGCAUUGGCCAGGUUCGUUGGUAAAAGGCCUUGA